UGUGACAGUAUUUUAGUUGUGCCUAUCUGUGACUCAGCAUCUCUGCUAUAUGGAACAAACAAAGGCAUGGAAGGAGAACAUCAAAUACCCUUCUCAGUCAGUCCAAAGGAAGGAAGUCUAGAACCAAACCAAGAGAUGGAGUGUUGUAUUAAGUUUUCACCUAGCCUCCUGUUCGAAUAUAAAUCCACAUUAAUCUGCAGGGUAUUAAAUUGCCAGCCGGACAUGGAAAAAAAAUGUGUAGUAAUACAUGGCAGUACCCUAAUGCCAGUCUGCCAUUUCCAAAUUGAAGAAUCUGACUACCUGAGUAGUGGAAGGCGAAUACCUUCCUUGCCAGCUCCAUGCAGAAUAGGAAAUGACAUUUCCUUUGUACCAGGAGCUCCACUAAACUCUGACACAAAAGUGAUUGAAUUCAAAAGCUUUGGUUCUGGACACCCAUGUGUACGGUAUGAGAGAUGA
Messenger RNA from Schistocerca americana (American grasshopper), 456 nucleotides. Its product is annotated as hydrocephalus-inducing protein-like. Gene Ontology annotation, biological process: cilium movement; axonemal central apparatus assembly. The transcript is spliced from 3 exons. NCBI's taxonomy places the organism in Eukaryota, Metazoa, Arthropoda, Insecta, Orthoptera, Acrididae. Gene Ontology annotation, cellular component: axoneme. The coding region runs from base 67 to 456 and encodes 129 amino acids. The record is from RefSeq and is a predicted model, not a curated record.